AUGUUGAGUGGUUAUUUGAAACCACAGCCACCUGAUGUGUCAGCAGAAUUUUUUCAACCCCACUUGCAAAUGGUAGUGUGGAUCUCAGCUCGUAUGACUAUAUCUAUGAAACCAAGCUUGCAUAAGUCAAAAUUCAUUGUUGAAGAAAGUGAAAUAGAUACUGUGUUGUCACCCCAUAGUUUCACCAGAGGUGUACAGGGAGACAAACCAAGUGGCAAACAUCAAAUUAUUGUCAAAAAUCAAAAGCAACUGGAAGUUGAUUUGGCAUUGGGGUAUCAAUCAUUUCAUGAAGAACAGCCUCCCAGAUCAUCCAAUGGAGAAAAGACACAAGGAACACAGCUUUCUUUUGGGAAAAGGCUUAAAACACAUGUACCUGUUGGAUCCAUGAAGAAUCAUAGACAAUUCAACACAGUUGAAUUAGGAAAGACAAGUCAAAGCUCAAAAGUCCCGCUGAUAUUUAAGGAGUUGAGCUCUCAAGGUUCAACCGCUUCUGAACAAAAAAUAGGUGACGGAAAUCAUCUCCCAAAGGGAAUUCUGGGUGGUCAAGCUAGGACAAAGACGGAUUCAAUAAUAGUGUCUCAUAAACGUCAGAAGAUUAUAGAAAACCAAAAACAACAGGAAGAUGAUUGGGCCAGAGGAUUUCAAUCACUCAGAAGGAAUUUUCCCAAACAGACACCUAGAUUAUACAAUGCAGAAAAGGUGCAUAGAAGAUAUCAACCAACUGGACCAAACAUCAAGAUACCUGGACCCCUUAUCACAAUUGAUAAUGCUGAAACCGGCAUUGGAAGACCAAGUUCAAAAUGCCCUCUGAUUUCUGAAAUUUCUAGCUCUGAGGCUUCAACCUCCCACAUGAAGAAUGAGAGUGAAGGAAUGUGCACCCCAAACCCCUAUACUGUCAAUCAAGCUGGCAGUGGGACCAAAGAGGAUCAAAUGGCAGGCUCUGAUCAGUGUAAGAAGAUGAGAGAAAAUAAAAAGCAAAAGAAAGUCAAUGUGGACUUGGGCCAUCAAUCAAUUAAUAAGGUGUUUCCAAAACAGUCUGAUAGCUAUGAUGGAGAAAGGAUGUAUAGCAGAUAUAAAUCUAUUGGUUCAACAGUGAAAACACCUGCACCUGAUGGCACAAUGAAGAAUCAAGAACUCACCAGAUCUAAACCAGCAACGGCAGGGAUCAGUCCACAGGCUUCUGAGGUCUCAAGAUACAAAGCUUCAACAUCUCAUACACAAAGAAUGAAUGAUGGAAAAUGUGUCCCAAAGCAAAUUCCUCUCAAACAAACAAUGGCAGAACAAAAUCUAAGGAUAGGUACUAAGGAAUACAGUCCGGGAUUUUCACCUGAUCUCCUCCAGAAGACAUCCAAGUGUCUGAAAAAUAUUGCACCACAUGAUAAGGAAGAUCAGGAUCAAUACGUAUCUAAAGGCAAAGAGCAAUUGACUAGCAUUCCCAAGCUUAAGCCUACUUCUGCACAAAUGAUAAAAGGCAUUGAUAUACAAAGGUUUUACUUACACACUCCAGAUAAAAUGUGUUCAUCUGCUGCACUUUAUUACACACUAGACCUGAUCAAAACCAUGAAAAUCAAAUACCAAAUACCACAUCAGACAACAACAUAUCCUCCCUGGGAGGAAGGAAGACAGAUCAACAACGACCGAUCAUCGUUCCUAGAGCCGAAUUUUAGUUUCUUGUCUCAGUUUCUAAAUUCUUACAAAACCUAUCGUCGAUACCCCUCAAUCAUAGUAGCGACUAAAAACGAAGUUACCAGCGAUAAGUUAUCAUCUAAUAACAAUAAUAGUGAACGUUAUCGAGUGAUUCAACAACUUAGUGAAAAAGACAAGCAUAUUGAAGUAUCGACUAUUAAUAUGAAUCUAGAGAAUUUAGAUCAAGUCCUACCUUCUUUAACUCAAGAAGAAUCGGACGACGAACUCAAGCAGGGUGAUCGAGAGUUGUCAGUUGCCACUGACUUUCGAGCAUUUUCAGUUGUCAACACCCCGAAACACCCCAACAGUCCUAGUCAAUCAGAAAGGACAACUACACCAGACCGAUUUCAAUCUUUAGCACCAGAAGGAGGUUCUGACAAUCUAGUUAGAAAACAAAAAGGAGAUUUUGUCUAUUGGGUAAGAAGAUCCGACUCAAUAGAAAUUGAAGUUAAAACAAUGUUGAGAGAAUACUUGAGUGAGAGAAAUCGUGAGUUAAAAGGCAAAUCCAAAGCAAAAGUGAGUGAGCAUGAGAGUGAAGAUGAGAACGAGCAACAUGAGUCAAAGAUGAAUCAUUUAGUUCUAACAACCUUGCUUGAAGAUAUGAAUCAAAAAUUAUAUGAUUCAUUAUAUACAAAUAUGAGUAAUACAGUAGAAGAAAAGAUGAAUCAGUUGACAGAUGAAAUUUCAAAUCAUCAGGAUCAACAAUUGCAAUAUCAACAAAGGACAGAUGAUAAAUUAGAUCAGAUUCAUCAACUGUUGUUGAAUAUGAAUAAUCCACAAAUACCAGCAUCUGUGCAACAAGAGGCAACUUCAUCAGCAAACAGAGUAGGAACAUACUCCCAUAAGAGAAACUACAUUACCAAUUCCAGUGGUAAACAUACCACAGACGGAACCUAG
This is a messenger RNA of Melampsora larici-populina 98AG31, 2583 nucleotides long. RefSeq lists its product as uncharacterized. The transcript has 7 exons. Bases 1 to 2583 code for a protein of 860 amino acids. The record is from RefSeq and is a predicted model, not a curated record. NCBI's taxonomy places the organism in Eukaryota, Fungi, Basidiomycota, Pucciniomycetes, Pucciniales, Melampsoraceae.